GCCAAUAGGAACAGGUGGUUGUUUGUGAGUCUGUGGCUAUAAAACCUGCUCGGUGCAAAGAUCAGUCAUCAGCCUACCUGAAGGUUCCGACAACACUUCUGCUGAGCUAUUCUACGUUAGGCAGACCCUUCAGAUCGUGUGGCCAUGUUGCUGCUCCUGUCCGCACUGCUGGUGACGGCAGCGGCCGUGACGCCCACCAUUAACCAGGCCGACAUCAAAUUCCCCCAGCCAUGCUGGAAUGACAAGGCCACCAUCCCCACCUUCCUGCACCAUGGAUCCCCCAUGUACCUGUCUGGGGAGUUUGUCCCCAGAUGUGACGACCACGGCAUGUACGACUCUGUGCAGUGUCACGGUGUGGAGUGCUGGUGUGUUACUCCCUGUGGGGAGGAGAUCGAAGACACCAGGACCACCGACUGGCCUGUCUGCGAGACCUACCAGCUCCCCUGCAGGGACUUGGAGAGGUCCAGUGGACACACCCCAUCCUGUGACAAGCACGGGUUCUUCAUGGCCCAGCAGUGUGAUGGGGACGAGUGCUGGUGUGUCACCAAGUGUGGCCAGGAAAUCACCGGGUCUCGCACCCAGGGAAACCCACACUGCAGCCAGUUCUUCAAGAGGGAGAGGACCCACAGUCGCCAGUCUAAGCCCAACGUGUGCCCCGAUGGUGUCAGCCCUCAGCGCUGCUCCAGGGAGGACAUCUGCAAACACCUGACCUGUCCAGGCUUCCCCGACGCUCUCUGCAAGCCCAACAAGUGUGAGGGCUGCCGUCCCGAGUUCUUCAACAACAAGGGCAAGAAGAUCACAUGCUCUGAUGAGAAACUUGGGAUCUGCCCUGCUGUGUUUGAUGUGGAGACCUCUGAGCACUGCGAGCCUGAGUGCAGCUCUGACUCUGACUGCCCCGGUGCCCACAAGUGCUGCUUCAGUGGAUGUGCAACUCAGUGUCUGGCUCCCAAAAUCGAGAAGUUUGGAUUCUGCCCCGUGAAGAGCAGCUUUGAAGACAUGAGCUGUGAGGUCCGCUGUAACUCUGACUAUGACUGUGCCGAGGCUGAGAAGUGCUGCUCCAACGGCUGUGGACAAGUCUGUGUGUCUCCUGCUGUUCACGACAAGCCAAGCCAGUGCCCUGCGAUGUGGCAGAUCUCUGAGGAAAUCUGCAACGACGUGUCCCUGAUGUGUGAGUCUGACAACGACUGCAGCGAUGACGGCAGGUGCUGCAGCACCAAGUGUGGCAAGAGAUGCACCAGCAUCACCACCACAGUGCUGCCACCUUGUGAAGAGGAGAAGACCACCAUCCCAACGACCACCUUCGGAGGUGUGACCCUGCCUGUGCUCGGUCACUGGUACCCCACCUGUAACUCCUCUGGCUUCCAUACACCCAAGCAGUGCCACCCCACCAGUGGCCUGUGCUGGUGUGUCGAUGCCUGUGGUCGCCCCAUCGAUGGAACACACACCUACGAAGAUCUCGAAUGCAGACCUAAGAAUGCCCCCUGCCAUGAGGCGAGGUCCAACCUUCAGCGCCCUGGCCUGCGGCCUCUGCUCGGAGCCUUCAAGCCUCGCUGCAUGGAUGAUGGGUUCUUUGAGACAAAGCAGUGCCAGGGAUCCAUGUGCUGGUGUGUGGACAAGUGUGGCCAUGAGGUUCCCAACACCAGGGGUCAUCUCAAGGAUGUUGUCUGUGACCAGUGCCCAGACAACCAGAGAGCCUUCCACUGCCCCAAGAACCCAUGUGACGAUGUCAGCUGCCCUGCCUACCCUGAGGCUAGGUGCUUCCCAUCCAUCUGUGGUGGCUGCAAGGCUGAGUUCUACAUCGAAGUUGGGAGGAAGGUCCAGUGUGAUAUCGUGAAGGACCACAUGUGCCCCUUGAUGGAGGACAUGCCCCAGACUUGUGAGAAUGAGUGUGCCCAUGACGGAGAGUGCCCCGGGACACACAAGUGCUGCUCAAACGGCUGUGCAUCCGUGUGUGUCAGCCCCAUCACUGAGCAACGUCCCGGAACUUGCCCUGCCAUCACCUUUGGCAACAUCGGGUCCUGUUCUACCACCUGUUACAGCGACUCUGACUGCUCCGGGGUGUCCAAGUGCUGCUUCAACGGCUGCGGCAAGACCUGUGUCCACCCUGAGCCUGUUGUCCAUGAGGGUGAGUGCCCUGUCCAGUGGGACAAGACCUGCUCCGAGGAGAUGAAGAACCAGUGUGACGAGGACAGCGACUGUAUCGGCAGCCAGCGCUGCUGUGACAGCGGCUGUGGCCUGCGCUGUAUCUACCCAACUGAGACCAGGACCAUCACAUCCGACAUCGAGAGCAUCGCUGUCAACGCCAUUUUCACUGCCACCAUCACCAGGGAAAUGACCAGCGGACAGUGCCCACACCCAGACAACCUGGAGUGUGACCACCUGAAUGAGUGUCUGCAGGAUGAGGACUGUGCUGAUGGAAGCAUCUGCUGCAGCAACGGCUGCGGUUUCACCUGCACCCCUCCAUGGACCAUGGAGAAGUACGGCCAGUGCCCCAUGACCUCCGCUGCCUUUGACAAGAUAGGCUGCAGCCUGGAGUGUGAUGGUGGGAUGUGUAACCACCAGUGCAGCGAUGACGGUGACUGCCCCGGCUUCACCAAGUGCUGCAUGGAUGGCUGCACACGUGUCUGUGUCAACCCCUGGAUGUUUGUUCGUGAUGGCCAGUGCCCGAUGUGGACCCAGGAGGAUAUGGAGGUCUGCAGCACCACCUCAGAGUGCUCCAUCGACACUGACUGUUCCUCCGAGCAGAAGUGCUGCAACACUCCCUGUGGAGGAACCAUGUGCAGGAAGCCCGUCACUGAGUCCUUGGACACCUGCACCUUCCAAGGCCUGACUCAUCACCAUGGUGACAUGUGGAGUCCCGACGUCUGCACCGUCUGCAAGUGUGUGACCGGAGUGACUCGCUGCACCCCUCUGCACUGUGAUGCCAUCCCUGCUGGCUGCUCUCCCAUCCAUGUGGACGGCCAGUGUUGUCCCUCCAUCCAGUGUGAGACCAGUGCUGAAGCUGAUUGGUGUGAAGACGAGCGUAUGGUGAGGCACAUGCACGGCGAGCGCUGGUCCCUGGACAGCUGCAGCUACUGCGAAUGCAUCCACGGGCAGAUCACCUGCUCCCAGUACACCUGCACCAGUGAUGUGCUGAGGAACACCACCGGCUGCACCGUCAAGCACGUCCCCAGCAGGUGCUGUCCCGAGGUCGUCUGCCAGGACCGCUGUAUUGACCACUAUGGCCACCUGCGCUAUGAGAACGACAUGUGGUACGUGGAUGCCUGCACCAUGUGCUCCUGUGUGAAUGGGAAGACAGUGUGCACCGAUGAGAGGUCCAGCUGCACCGUGCCAGAUGAACUCCAUCCUGGAUGUACCCUGGAGAAGGUUGAUGGACAGUGCUGUCCCAAUGUCUACUGCCCAACGGAAGGCCGCAAGAUGAGCUGCUCUCUGAAGGAUAAGGAAGUCGGACACAGGAGUUCCUGGAGGCCCAAUGACUGCACCAUGUGUGAAUGUCGGGACGGACAGGAAUUCUGUGCCAACAUUGACUGCCCUGCCUUCUCCAACCCCCUGUUCUCUGACUGCAUCAAGGUCUACGUGAAGGGACAGUGCUGCCCAGAGACCAUCUGCAACAAAGCUGAGGUCUGCACCUUUGAAGGCCAGAGGUUCUUCGAUGGUGAGAUGUGGCAGCCGGAAAGCUGCAGCACCUGCCAGUGCGUCAACGGAACCACCCGCUGCAUCCAGACCACCUGCCCACUCACCCCUCCCGGCUGCCAGGCUGUACCCGUCAACGGGAAGUGCUGUCCUGACAUAGUGUGCCAGCCCCAUCAUCAUUCUCCCGUGUGCAAGGACACUGAAGUGAUGCACCAUGAAGGUGACAGCUGGCACCUGUCCGACUGCCAGGUGUGCACCUGCAGGAACGGCGUGACGUCCUGCUCCACCAUGGACUGCCCCGUGACUGUCGCUGCACCUGGCUGCCACCUGCUGCAGGUGCCUGGCCGCUGCUGCCCCAUGCAGAUCUGCAGGCCCCAGAUUGAUGACAGCUGCACUGUUGAGGAGACUGAGCUGACCUACCAGCACGGCGCCACCUGGCAGGAGGACAGCUGUACUACAUGUGCCUGUGUGAAGGGUGUGAUCUCCUGCAUGAAGCAGACCUGUACUGUCCCCAGGGAGGGCUGUAUUGUGGAGGAGGUGGAGGGACAGUGCUGUCCCACGGUCACCUGUCUGAAGGAAAAGCUGGGGAGCUGUCCCAUCCCGCUGUUUGACUUCCUGUACGAGUCUGACGACUGUGUUGAUGAGUGUGAGGAGGAUACUGACUGCUCGGGUUCAUCCAAGUGUUGCUACAACGGCUGCAGUUUCAUGUGUGCAACACCCUGGAUUGAUAGUUGUGUGGACAGCAGGGGCAGACAGCGCAGCAGUGGAGAUGUGUGGCAGCAGGAUGCCUGCACCAUGUGCUCUUGUGUCAACAACCAGUCUGUCUGCACCCAGCAGGAGUGCCCCCGUGCCCCCAAUGGCUGCACCACCCGUCACGUUGAGGGCCAGUGCUGCCCAACCAUCAUCUGUGAGGAGCAGGAGAACAAGGCCACCUGUAUGGUGGAGGGUGUGACCUACUACCACGGCAGCUCCUGGAUGUCCGACAACUGCACCACGUGUACCUGCAUGUUUGGGCGCAGCGAAUGUAACCGUAUGGAGUGUCCUGCCAUGCAGAGGACCGGCUGCCGUAGUGUGUACAUCCCCGGACAGUGCUGCCCUGAGACAUUCUGCCAGGAAGCUGGCAGCUGUAUGGUGGAGGAAGUUAUGUAUCUGGAUGGAGAGAGUUUCCACACUGAUGCCUGCACUACCUGCCACUGCAGGAAGGGACAGACCUACUGCCAGGUCCAGACUUGCCCAGCUAUCCCAGAGGGAUGUCAGCCCAUCACCACGGAGACGACUGAGACACAGUGCUGCCCCAACAUCACCUGUCCUCUGCAGUCUGCCCCCACCUGCCUGUACAGGGGAAUCCACUACAAGAACGGAGAACAGUGGAUGUCUGACGCCUGCACCAUGUGUUCCUGCGACAACAAGCAGGUGACCUGCCAGACUACUGGCUGCCCCAAGAUGUCCUUCGCCCCUGGCUGCCGUGCCGUCCGUGUGCCUGGACAGUGUUGUCCUGACAUUGUCUGCAGGGAUGUUCACAGCUGCCUGGAAGGUGGCGUGAAGUUCCUGAACGGCGAGCAGUGGCAGCAGGACGGCUGCACCAGCUGCCGCUGUGAGCACGGCAGGACCAUCUGCAGCAGCACCUCCUGCGCCCCCGCCCCCACCGGCUGCAAGUUCGGCGAGCACGUGCCCGGACAGUGCUGCCCCAACAUCGUCUGCCCCACACAGACCGGCCCCACUUGUGUUGAUACCAUCAACCUGGAGGAGACCCAGUUUGUCCAUGGGGAGUCCUGGCAGAGGGAUCCCUGCACCACCUGCACCUGCAUGAAUGGUAGAGUCCGCUGCCACACCCAGAGCUGCCCCAUGACUGUGGAGCCCGGCUGCAGGGCUGUGCAUGUACAGGGACAGUGCUGCCCCAAUGUGGUCUGUAACCAAGGUAAGGUUGGGCAGUGCCCUGUUGUUACUCCCACCCUGACUGAGGAGAUGUCCAUGAUGGACAGCUGUGUGACUGACUCUGACUGUGCUGGAACCACAAAGUGCUGCCACAACGGAUACGCCUUCACCUGCAUGCGCCCCUGGAUCCUGGAGAAGCCUGGUGUUUGCCCCGCCAUGGCCCCGUACACCAGCUCCUCUACUGUGUGUAACCUGGAGUGCUCCACAGACAUGGACUGUGUGGACAGCCACAAGUGCUGCGGAGACGGCUGCAUCAAGACCUGCGUCCCUGCUGUCAUGGACGUGUCUGUCCACCAGACCUUCACCAGGCAGCUCACAGGCUCUAAGUCUGGCAGAUGUCCCAACCUGAUGCAGAAGUACUGGACUCCUCUGAUGUGCAUCAGUGAGUGUUCUGAUGACAUGGACUGUGAUGGGGAGAACAAGUGCUGUUCCACUGGCUGUGGUCAGGUCUGCUUCAGCCCUGUGGCAGACACCACAGUGCCAGAGCAGGUGUGCCCACACAUCAAGUAUGGCACCUUCGGGAUGUGUGUUGAUGAGUGCAGCCAUGAUGACAUGUGUGCUCCCAACCAGCUCUGCUGCUCCAACGGAUGUGCCAGGACCUGCAUGGAGCCAGUCUCUGCCCACUGUGUUGAUGAGACGGGUGAGUCCCACAUGCAGGGCUCCACCUGGCAGAGAGACUCCUGCACCGUCUGCAGCUGCAUGAAUGGUGACAUCACCUGCCACACCUCCAAGUGCAUGCCUGUUCCCCACGGCUGCCUGCCUGUCCACACCCCCGGACACUGCUGCCCUGCCUUCGACUGCCCUAUCAAGGAGCGCCUGUGCACCAAGGAGGGUCAGCACUGGCAGGAAGAUGUCUGCACCAACUGCACUUGUCAGUCAGGGAAGGCCAUCUGCACCGCCCAGGCCUGCCCCCAGGUUCCCACUGGCUGCAAGCCCAUCUACAGUGAUACCGAGUGCUGCCCACGCUUCGAGUGCCAGGACAGCUGUAUGACUCAGAGUGGCUCUGUGAUCCCCGAUGGUCAGACCUACAAUGUGGACAAGUGCACCAGCUGUGUCUGCAGGAAUGGCAAGAGCAUCUGUACCCCCACCGUCUGCCCCACACCUCAUCCCGACUGUGAGGUCGUCCAUGUGGAGGGAGCCUGCUGCCCUACUGUUGUCUGUACUCACAUGGACAAGAAGCGCCCGUGCCACUUUGCCCUCCAGAAGGUUCCAUCCCUGAUGCUGAUGGGCAGGACUGUGCCCAUGACCGGAGUGUUUGUGCCAUCAUGUGACAUCAAUGGAUACUACAACGCCACCCAGUGUCACGGCUCCACCGGCUACUGCUGGUGUGUGGACCGCUUUGGUGAGGAGGUCCCCGGCUCCAGGGUUCACCACAGCACACCCAUCUGCAAGCCCAGCACCUGUGUCCACAACGGUCACAUGUACCGUGAGGGUGACCAGUGGCAGAAGGACACCUGCACCACCUGCACCUGCAUGGGUGGCCAGGCCAUGUGUCACAGCGACACCUGUGCACCUACACCAUCUGGCUGCACCCCUGUCAUCGCUGAGGGACAGUGCUGCCCACAGUUUGUCUGUGAAGACAAGUGUAUUGACCUUGUGGGCAAGGAGUGGUCUAUUGGAGAGAGCUGGCUGGUUGAGCAGUGCACACACUGCACAUGUGCCCGUGGAGACAUCAAGUGCCGCGUGGAGCAGUGUCCUCAUGUGGAGGUCGAGUCUAGUUGUCAGGUCAUCCCCAGUGAGGGACAGUGCUGCGCCAGCGAAGUCAUGUGUGAUGACAAGUGCGAGUCUUCCCACGUGGCCCACUGCCUGAAGAACCCGUGCCUGACUGCCACCUGCCCAGGCUUCCCCGACGCCAUCUGCAAACCCAACUACUGCGGCAGCUGCAAGGCCACCUGGGUGGACAGGUUCGACCAGGAAGUCAUCUGUCAGACAACUGGCCCCUGUGAUGCUACUGUGACCAAGCGUACCAACUGGAACACCAUGUGGAACCCGAGAUGUGCCGUCAAUGGUUUCUACACCCCCAAGCAGUGUGACAGUGAAGGGUCCUGCUGGUGUGUGGGGCGUGAUGGAGAGCUGAAGCCAGGCACACGCAAGGCCGACGGCAGCACUGUGGAAUGUAUUGAUGAGCCUCCAUGUUGGAAGGAGCAGCAGGAUAUCCAGACACUUGUGUCUCAGGGACAUGACAUCACCAGGGACCCUCAGUGUGACACCAGGGGGUACUACAAGUCCCACCAGUGUGACCCUGUCACCAACAAGUGCUGGUGUGUGGAGAAGGACGGCCAUGUUGUGCCUGGAUCAGAGACAACCACUCACCAGAAACUCAGCUGUAGCAAGCCUUGCUUUGGUCAGAAGCCCCAAAAGGAGACGUGUACUGAGUAUGGUAGCUGUAGUGGCAACAACUUCUGCCACAUCCUCCCUGGUAAAUCUCAGGGCUACUGUUGUAAGCCAAGAGCCUAAGAAGUCCUGACCGGUUGAUCGAAACACCAACAGACUAGGAUAUUUUAGGACUUGACUCCAGCCAUAUUCAGUAUAUUUGUCUAGAUUUUUUACUGCGUUCUCGCUGUUUCACGCCUACAACUGCAUGUCGUAUUGUAUGCUUUGUGGUGAACUCUCUGAUUUGUUGUUACAGUUUGUAAUUUGUGCAUUUGGUGGUAGUUAGUGUUACCGUUACAUGUCAUAAUGGAAUAUUGAUGACAUCAGUUUCUGUUCUUAUUCCUCUAUGCAAAUAAAGGUUUCAUAAAGCAUUA
Messenger RNA from Branchiostoma belcheri (Belcher's lancelet), 8315 nucleotides. Its product is annotated as kielin/chordin-like protein. Gene Ontology annotation, molecular function: protein binding; peptidase inhibitor activity. Lineage: Eukaryota; Metazoa; Chordata; Leptocardii; Amphioxiformes; Branchiostomatidae. Gene Ontology annotation, cellular component: extracellular region. Gene Ontology annotation, biological process: antibacterial humoral response; innate immune response. The coding region runs from base 145 to 8025 and encodes 2626 amino acids. The transcript is spliced from 50 exons. The record is from RefSeq and is a predicted model, not a curated record.